Molecule: messenger RNA, 3195 nt
Organism: Solea senegalensis (Senegalese sole)
Lineage: Eukaryota; Metazoa; Chordata; Actinopteri; Pleuronectiformes; Soleidae
Gene: gtpbp2b
Product: GTP binding protein 2b
Exons: 12
Coding region: 162-2000 (612 amino acids)
Biological process (GO): translational elongation
Molecular function (GO): GTP binding; GTPase activity; translation elongation factor activity
Source: RefSeq, a predicted model, not a curated record
AGAGCGCAUCCUCCGCUGUCGCUCCACACACACACAAACACACACAUACACGGGUCGUGUGUGUCGAUAGAUGUGAUGUCACCGUCGCCGGUACAUGUUAUUUUAUUACCGUGACUCCCUCCCGGUGACCUCCGGCCCCGGCUCCCGCUCCGGCCGCAGAGAUGGUGGAUUUGUCCCAGACUGGCGCAGUGUCGCCGGGACACAGUAGAGGCGGGCAGGGCUGCUCUGGCUCCGGGAAUAACGGGAAGAAAACGUCGAAAAAGUCGAGAGCAAGAAGAGGCAAACGAGGCAGGAAAAGACGGAACAAGAAGAACAACCGGAACAACAAAACUCCACCGCCGUAUUUACCGCCGGAGGCUGAAGAAGGAAACAUUGAAUAUAAGCUGAAGCUGGUGAACCCCACUCAGUAUCGCUUUGAGCAUCUGGCCACGCAGUUAAAAUGGCGGCUGCAAGAAGGCCGCGGCGAGGCUGUCUACCAGAUCGGAGUGGAAGACAACGGCCUGUUGGUCGGUCUGACUGACACCGACAUGAAGGCGUCGCUCAAGACUCUGAAGAGGAUGGCAGAGAAAGUCGGAGCCGACAUCACUCUCCUCCGGGAGCGGGAGGUCGACUACGACUUGGACAGAAACAGUCGUAAAAUCGCAGAAGUCCUCGUUCGAAAAGUUCCAGAUGACCAGCAGUUCCUGGACCUGCGGGUGGCCGUGCUGGGGAACGUGGACUCGGGUAAGUCCACCCUGCUGGGUGUCCUGACACAGGGCGAGCUGGACAACGGGCGAGGACGAGCGCGCCUCAACCUCUUCAGACAUCUUCACGAGAUCCAGACUGGACGCACGUCCAGCAUCAGCUUUGAGAUUCUGGGCUUCAACAGCAAAGGAGAGGUGGUGAACUACAGCGAGUCUCGGACAGCUGAGGAAAUCUGCGAGAGCUCGUCUAAGAUGAUCACGUUCAUCGACCUGGCCGGACACCACAAGUACCUGAAGACCACCAUCUUCGGUCUGACCAGCUACUGCCCCGACUUCGCCAUGUUGGUGGUGAGCGCCAACACGGGCAUCGCUGGAACCACGCGGGAACACCUGGGUCUGGCCAUGGCGCUGAAAGUUCCCAUCUUCAUCGUGGUCAGUAAAGUGGACCUGUGUUCCCGUGGUACAGUGGACAGAACAGUCCGACAGCUGCAGCGAGUCCUGAAGCAACCGGGCUGCAACAAGGUUCCUAUGGAGGUCUCAAACCCUGACGACGCCGUGACCGCCGCACAACAGUUUACACAGUCCACCAGCAUCACGCCCAUCUUCACUCUGUCUGCUGUGUCUGGAGAGAGUCUGGACCUCCUGAAGGUUUUCUUGAACAUUCUUCCUCCACUGAGCAACAGCAAAGAGCAGGAGGAGCUGAUGCAGCAGCUCACAGAGUUCCAGGUAGAUGAGAUUUACUCAGUUCCAGAUGUUGGGACUGUGGUGGGAGGAACUCUGUACAGUGGAGUGUGUCGGGAGGGUGAGCGGCUCGUGGUCGGUCCGACAGACGAGGGUCGUUUCCUGCGUCUGAAGGUCGGCAGCAUCCAGAGGAACCGCUCGGCGUGCAGAGUCCUGAGAGCCGGACAGGCCGCCACACUCGCUCUGGGAAACUUUGACCGUUCACUGCUGCGUAAGGGCAUGGUGAUGGUCAGCCCUAAGAUGAACCCGACCAUCUGCCGUCAGUUUGAAGCCGCCAUCGUCCUGCUCUUCCACGCUAAGACGUUCCGCGGCGGCUCCCAGGUCACUGUGCACGUCGGCAACGUGCGGCAGACCGCCACCGUCGAGUGUCUUCACGGGAAGGACGAGCUGCGGACAGGUGAACGUGCCGUGGUUCGUUUCCGCUUCAUCAAACAUCCCGAGUAUCUGCGCCUGGGCGCUAAGCUGCUGUUCAGAGAGGGCGUGACCAAAGGCAUCGGCCACGUCGCCCGCUUGCUGCCGCCCUUCCAGAACCAUGACCAGAACCAGAACCUUGACCAGAACCUGCCGCUGCAUUAACUCUGCCUCCUUCAAUGACAGACGUCACACUCCGCGGGAACUUUGACCGCUCAGAUGUGUUCGUCAGAUGAAUCCAAUGUCGUUUCAUCAUCAUCUUCGUUUUAAUCCCGCUUGUUUAAGCCGAUCGAUUUCAGAGGAUUCAGUUUGAGGGAGAAGAGACGUUGUUGUCAAACAUGACACAGGAAGUGUUUACGUCUGAAAUCUGAAGAUGAUUUAACUCAACAUUUCCAACUCUGACCAUGUUUUUCUGCACUUUUCUCCAGUCGCGGAUCUGUUGUCAUUUUAAAUGAAACACUGGCUCCGCCUCCCACUGAAAUCUCACCCACUGUUAGCGUGUUCAGGCCGCUAACGUUUUUAGCCGUGACAUCGUUCGCCCACUGGAGUAGAAACUGCUCUUUCACAAAAACCCACGUCUUUAAAUCUGAGUUCAGUUCAAAUCACUUUGAAAACGUGACGUCAUGGUGAGUUAGCAUCAGUUAGCAUCUUCACUUUUCAUCCAAACUUAAAACUCGUGGAUUAUAUUUUCAUUGACUUUUCCUAAAACUUUAUUCAAAAACAAGCAAGUUUUAAGAAAAAAACCGAUUUUUGGACGAACGGAACAAACCACGAGGUUAAACAUGAACUUUUAUUCCAUGACAUUUCUGCACAGUUAGCUUUGUCGCGAUGCUCUGCCUUUUCUUUUGCACUUUAUUGCGUUUUAAUCAUUUUUACGAAUUCCCGAUGUUAAGUGACAGUGAACAAACGCCGACGUUUGUUCCUUUACUAAAGUUUAUGUUCAUCGCAAACAGCAGUUAGCAUCAUCACGUAAAGGUGUCAGUGAAUCAAAAAUGUUUUUUCCUCCUCGCCUUACGUUGACCGCGGACGCCUGCGUGUUCGCGUUUACACUGAAAUAUUUGCAGUUUGUUACGACUCGUGUGUUUUUUGGCAAGCGUAAACGUGUGAAGCUGAACGUUGGCUGCAUGCUCCUCCUCCUUCUCCUCUAAUUCAAACCUAAACGUCCAAACGUCGUUUCCUGUGAAUCCUUGGACGUUUUCUUUCCAAACUGAGUCACUGAUGACUUUGCACUUUUGAUUCUGACUCUGCAUGUGUGUGUGUGUGUGUGAGGUCAAAGUGUUGUGACCUCAGAGACGCUGAAGAGUGACAUCAUCACGUUAUUUCCCUCUGAUCAAUAAACUGCAGUGAAAAUAACAUGAAA